AUGUCCACCGCGCCCGCCACUCAGCUCCCGGGUUCGUCUGGGAGGCGACACUUUCUGUCGAGCGCAAGGAAAUUAGAGUCAGUCGAGGCUGUUCGCAGUGAUAACGAGUCUGAGCAGCAACCGACCGAGACAAACAAGCCCCCCAGUGUUCCGAUCGAUACCAAUCUCCUCCUCCGGUCCCAAUUCGAAUUGCAUGGAGACAUUCGAGAAUACUUACGGAGAUGGCAAGAUACAAACCCAAAUGAUUUGGACCCUGUGCGCCAUUCGGGCUCCAAACGGCCGUUGGAGCUACCGGGUAAAUCCGUUGGCUCGAUGCCUAAUGGGCGCGAUUCGCUCGAUGCAUGGGGUGACCCGAAUAGGCUGAAUCAAGACGCUAUGAACAAAGAUGAGUUUGAAGGUGAACAUCUCGAGCAGGGCGAUUUAGUUGCCCGAUUGAAUGCAGACGGGGUGUUCAACUACGGAAUCUACGUGCGCUCUCUUCAUAAACAAAAGCAAUUCUACAAUGCCAAUGGAAACUGGCGUAUUUGCUCUAACUCAGAGCUCGACUAUGUUAUUAAGGGGUUUGCACCCACGGAACUCGUUGAGCCUUUGAUCCCAUGGUUCCCAGAUGGUGAGGCUAUCGCGAACACGGAUCUGCAGCUAACCCCAGAGGGAGGCCUUCCGAGACCAUUGGGUGCUCCUCUUUUGAUGAUGUUGGGUAACUUCAAGACCCAUAUUUUGAAAUUCUACAGAGAGAAUUCUCAGAUAUUGGACAAUCUCCAUGAUAAGGUGGCAGAUGAUGCUGAGGUUAUCUGUCUGAGCCUCGAAGACCUAACGAUGACUGCUCUUGGCAUCGAAGAAUCCGAGCUGACCAGUGUCAAUAUGUUUGCUGUUCAUCAGGCUGUUCGACAGCAUCCUUUCCUCAUUGAAAAGGACUCCAGCUCCUUGUUCAGCCGGAUGUAUAUUGUGCAGCCAAAACGCAUCGCCAACAUUGUGAAACAGGUGAUUGAUUGGACCCAUGAGCACCAACAACAUUGUGUUCGUGCUAUCAUGCGCAAAGACACGCCUGGGUCCAAAGACCACCCUAUGCAUCAAUUCAUAACCAAGGCACAGCGGUUGAUUCGCCUUAGCAGAAAGGUUCGCUCUCCAACCAUCAUGUCCAGCGUAGGACCAUCGUCCCAGAGGUUCUUGCCUGGUCAAGAUGGGAAGCCGUUGGUGUUCCGUGAAAUUGCCACUGAGAAUUUCAAUUCAAAUGACCAGAUAAUUCUGGAAUAUCUGCAGCUCUUCUCGGUCCCUGCCGUGGUCAUGCCAUCUGGCACGUUGAGGUCAACUGCAACACAUAUUAUGCGUGCCACAGGGAUGUACAAUACCCUCGGUCUAAGUGAGGCUUCAACACGUCUCUUGUUACAAGAGCUAGGAGUCAUAGCUCCUUGGGAGAACCUUUACCCCCUUGAUCAAUAUCUGAUGCUUCCUGGACAUGGCAUAUCUCUCCUGAAAGACAUGGAGCUGGAAGAGAUUGAAGCAAACUGCAGGAAUCUCACCGCUGAUAAAUUACAAGAUUCCAUGGAACACCUGAGAAAGGAUUGGGGAGAUCUCCCAGUAUACUGUGUGGAUGAUGUGACGGCACAAGAAAUCGAUGAUGGUGUAUCGCUGGAAGCCAUCCCGGGAUCUCGUGAUACAUUCUGGAUCCACGUUCACGUUGCCAACCCGACGGCCUUUAUCCGGCAUGACGAUCCCAUCAUUCAAUAUGCAGCCUCACGACUUUUCACGACUUACAUCCCAGAACGAACCUAUCCCAUGCUUCCCAAGGCUCUCACUGAGCCACACUUCAGUUUGGCGGCUGGUCGGCCUGUAUUGACAUUCAGUGCGAAGAUCAAUCUGCGUGGACAAAUCCUAGACAGUAAAGUCCAAAAUGGCAGGAUUCACAACGUGGUCAACCUCACCCACAAAACACUGCGCGAGUUCUUCGAUCCAGAUUCUGACCCAGAUUCCGAAGACACCAUGGAAUCCUUGACAAUAGGUGGCAAUUUCACCGAGCCAUCAAUCCCAGAAGGUAAAAAAAUUCAACCAAACCUGAGGCCCGAGGACAAAGAUCGAUUCCACAUCAUGCGACAACUCAUGCUGGGAUUCCGUAACGCACGCAGAAAGAACGGCGCUAUGGACCUCACCCCUCUUAGUCCAGACCUGUCUGUCUCAGUUCAAACAGGCAACGCUCCGAUGGCACCGUACGAGUUACAAGCUACAAACGGACGCUACUACCUUGGUGACCCAAUUAUUCGCCUUGACAUGCGUUCCUACGAUCCAUACGAAGUUCGUGACGAAUCUCGGGACAACUUGAUUUCCCUGAUCAUGAAUUUGGCCGGUCACAUCUCCGGCCAAUUCUGCGCUGCGCGUAACAUUCCCGCUGUCUACGACGGCACUUGGUAUGAUCCGGAGUAUGGACGUGUUACCAGCAAGAAUCUGGCCGACUUUGGUGGCGAGGGUUUCUAUGAGCUCAGCGCGCCGCUGGCCUAUUCUUCCUCGGCCCCCAACAAGCACCACACACUGGGCUUGGAUACGUAUAUCAAGAGUACCAGUCCAUUGCGCCGAUACACCGACGUGAUUGCGCAUUAUCAGAUCGAGGCGGCAUUGCGUUUCGAGCAUGAGCAUGGCCGACAGUUCGAUGCUCUAAUUGACAGCCCCGAUUCCGCGGAGGCUGAUCUAGCAGAGAAUGAGGUUGCUCUUGCACACACUGAUCCGGCGGAGUCCCAUGAUGAACCCACAAAUGAUGAGAUCACGCCCGCCUCCGCCUCUCUCCUCCCCUUCUCUAAAAACGACAUUGAUGCCCACCUCGACUACGCCCGACCCCUCCGCACCCGUCUCAGACAACUCGACAAUUACUCGAAUCAACACUGGGCGUGCAUGCUUCUCUUCCGCGCAUUCUACUUCUCCGAAUGCAAGCUCCCCGCCGCAUUCCCUUGUCUGCUACGCACCCCGCGCGUCAAGCCUCGACACCUGGAUGAUGAGUAUUCCGGUGUCAUGGCCAAUCUUGGCGUGGACUGCUCGGUGACUAUUCCCGAGGAUUUCGCAGACAAAGAUAAGUUGGGCAUCUUCUGUCUGGUCGAAGCUCGUAUCACAGCUGUCGAUAUGGCAACUCUCCGGGUCACGAUGGAGGCGACUCGGUUUGUCAAGCCGUUCGAGCGAACAGGCGAGUGGGCUUGA
This is a messenger RNA of Penicillium paradoxum, 3180 nucleotides long. RefSeq names its product exoribonuclease II. Gene Ontology annotation, cellular component: exosome (RNase complex); P-body. Gene Ontology annotation, molecular function: RNA binding; 3'-5'-RNA exonuclease activity. NCBI's taxonomy places the organism in Eukaryota, Fungi, Ascomycota, Eurotiomycetes, Eurotiales, Aspergillaceae. Gene Ontology annotation, biological process: mRNA catabolic process. The coding region runs from base 1 to 3180 and encodes 1059 amino acids. The record is from RefSeq and is a predicted model, not a curated record. The transcript has 2 exons.